UCUUCCUCUCCCUCCACACUCCCUCAAAAAACCCUAGAAAAAAUGGCGGAACCAACCGGAGUGGUGGCGGUUUACGGCGAAGGAUCCAUGACGGAGACGACGACGACAAAGCAGCAAUCUCCCUUCUCCGUCAAGGUCGGCCUCGCACAGAUGCUCCGCGGCGGCGUGAUCAUGGACGUCGUCAACGCCGAGCAAGCGCGAAUCGCCGAGGAAGCCGGCGCCUGCGCCGUCAUGGCUCUGGAGCGCGUCCCCGCCGACAUCAGAGCGCAGGGCGGCGUCGCGAGGAUGAGCGAUCCGGAGAUGAUCAAAGAGAUCAAACGGGCGGUUACGAUUCCGGUGAUGGCCAAGGCUCGGAUCGGGCACUUCGUCGAGGCGCAGAUCCUCGAGUCCAUCGGGGUGGACUACGUCGACGAGAGCGAGGUACUCACUCUCGCCGACGAGGACCACCACAUCAACAAGCACAAGUUCAAGAUCCCGUUCGUCUGCGGGUGCAGGAACCUCGGGGAAGCGCUGAGGCGCAUCCGCGAGGGAGCCGCGAUGAUAAGGACCAAAGGAGAGGCAGGGACGGGGAACGUCGUGGAGGCCGUUAGGCACGUGAGGAGCGUGACGGGAGCGAUUAGUUUGCUUAGAGGCAUGGAUGAGGAUGAGGUGUUCGCUUACGCGAAGAAGAUCGCCGCGCCUUAUGAGUUGGUUAUGCAGACGAAGACGCUCGGGAGGUUGCCGGUGGUUCAGUUCGCCGCCGGGGGGGUUGCGACGCCGGCGGAUGCGGCGCUGAUGAUGCAGCUGGGGUGCGAUGGAGUGUUCGUCGGGUCGGGGAUUUUCAAGAGCGGGGAUCCGGCGAAGCGUGCUAAGGCGAUUGUGCAGGCGGUUACGAAUUAUAGAGACGCGGCGGUGCUGGCGGAGGUGAGCUGUGGGUUGGGGGAAGCUAUGGUUGGUAUUAAUUUGGAUGAUAAGGUUGAGAGGUUUGCGAACCGGUCUGAGUAAACUAAUCAACGAAUUCAAAUGUUUUAUUUCGGUUUACAUUGGUUAAAAAUAUGUAAGAUUGGGAUUCGAUUUCGCAUUUGUGCUGUGUAUGUUAUGUUUGGGUCCAACGGGGUUUGCUGUUUGGGCCCAUUGGGCUUUGUUAUGAUAAUUCAGUUAUGUUUUGUUUC
Molecule: messenger RNA, 1151 nt
Organism: Raphanus sativus (radish)
Lineage: Eukaryota; Viridiplantae; Streptophyta; Magnoliopsida; Brassicales; Brassicaceae
Product: pyridoxal 5'-phosphate synthase subunit PDX1.1
Exons: 1
Coding region: 43-984 (313 amino acids)
Biological process (GO): pyridoxine biosynthetic process; amino acid metabolic process; pyridoxal 5'-phosphate biosynthetic process
Molecular function (GO): amine-lyase activity
Source: RefSeq, a predicted model, not a curated record